This is a messenger RNA of Stylophora pistillata, 845 nucleotides long. RefSeq lists its product as uncharacterized. Gene Ontology annotation, molecular function: calcium ion binding. Lineage: Eukaryota; Metazoa; Cnidaria; Anthozoa; Scleractinia; Pocilloporidae. Gene Ontology annotation, cellular component: myosin II complex. The record is from RefSeq and is a predicted model, not a curated record.
AAAUGCCUGUGUGACACAUCGGGAAGGAUCUGUGACAUGCUAGUUGCGAUCCGCUGUAAACAAUCAACUUCUAUAAUCCGUCACUCCCUUCCCUAAUGACUGUCAGUUUUAACACGUACGGAAAAACACCUAUGAAACGGCAGUGAAAUGACAGCUCUAUCGAUUCAAGCUAAAACCAAUCUGGCCGAGUUCAGCGAGAGGGAGAAGAAACACUUCCGUGAAGCCUUCGAACUCUUUGAUCACGAUGGCAGCGGUUUCAUCACCACUGACGAGAUUGGGGUCGUCAUGAGGAGACUGGGGCAGAAUCCCUCCCCGUCGGAAUUGGACGACUUGAUCAGGGAUGUCGAUGCCGAUAACAGUGGCCAUAUCGACUUCAACGAGUUUCUAGUCAUGAUGUCUCAGACAAAAGUGAAAGGUCAGCAGGCGGAAUUGCGCCAGGCCUUCAGGCUCUUUGAUGCAGACGAUGAUGGCUUCAUCACGUUUGAGGAUCUGAAAAGAGUUAUGCGAGUCACUGGAGAAAAUCUGGCAGAAAAGGAAUUGAAAGACAUGUUGACAAAGGCAGAUGUUAACAAAGAUAACCUUGUUGAUUUGAAAGAGUUUACCAGGAUUGUGAGCAAUGAGUAAAUGGAAGGGUGUCUAUACCAUAAAUCUGAAUAACCCACUGAAUAAUUUGCAGUUUUUGUCUCGCCAAACUGCCGCGUUCAAAUAUUGCAUACGUUUGAAUGCAUAUGUACCUUUUUUGCUGUAAUCGAUAAGGUUUUCCUGUUAAACAAGCCGUGAUUAGAUAAAAUAUUGUAAAGGCUUGACGUUAGUGAUGUUAAAAAUAAAACGUUGUUCUGUGUUUU